UUAUAAUUAUGGAAAACACUUGUUUUUAUUUGGCAGGCUUCAUCGAAUUCCGUGACUGCACGUUUCAAUUACUUCUACUCGCUUGAUCGUCUAAGGAUCAUGGGGUGUUGUAAGGCAGAGACGGUGGCGCUCGUUUUCGCCGCCGUCGAAAACUUCUUCCACUCCGCGAUCAUCUUCGGAUGGCCGUCUCUCGUCUACGUGCUCAAGGACCUCGGUUAUUACAGCGAUUUAUGCCCACCACCCGACGACAACGCCACGACCACCGCGUCGACAUCGCCCUUGGUGACAGCGUCUCCCGCAUCGAUGACGACUGAAGGUGAUGAUUCGUUGGAGGAAGCCGUGGUCGAAUGCGAUGCUCAGGAUGCCAGACUGUUGCUUAUUUACACCAUUUCAUCGAGUAUGUUACCAUGCAGUAUGCUCUUAUCGGGGAUUCUCUUUACAAGAGGAGGUACCCUCAUCACCCGUCUCAUAUUCAGUGUAUCCCUAUUCAUAGCUUACCUGUGUAUGGCGCUCAGCUCCCCGUCUGUUCCCGAUCUCCUCUUCCCGGGAACAAUUAUUAUGGCGGUUACAGGGAUCUUCAUCUGCAUUUGUGGAUUUGAGGUAUCCAAUUUAUUUCCGAAGUAUAAGUCAACAUCGCUAGGACUCAUCGUCGGGGCCUGCGAUUCCAGCGCAUGCGUUUUACUGUUAAUCAAGGUCUUGUACGAUGCUGGCAUAUCGAUGAGCGCGUCUUUCUACGCCCUGGCCGUCUCGACCCUCUUCUUCACAAUAAACACCGUCCUCCUUCCUCGCGACCAUAUACCAUGGCCCCUACCUGAAGGCUAUCGACUUCGAGAUGAUGGAAUAUGCUCAAAGAACAAAGAUGAACCCCCGGAGCCGCCCCUCCAAAUUCCAGACAAUCCGAUAAAUGGAUCGACAAUAGAGACGAAGGAUAACAACAAUAAAUACGUGACUGUUAAUGACGCAUUUGAUGGUGUAAUGUCGUCAGGAUUUUAUUCAAAUUUAAAUGAGAAUGGUAUAAUGAAUAAUCACAUUUGCUCGGAUGACGUGUCUAUUGAAAAGAGGGCGGCAUCCCCGGUUGCAGAACCGGAGACUGGAGAGAAGGAGGGAUCGAUUUUAGCGAAGGAUGUUAAAGAUAAUGAGAAGGAGAAUGGCAGGGUUGUGUGCCAUGAUAACGCAGGAUAUGAACACGAUCAUGAGCAAGCACAAGAUGGGAACUUUGACGCUAUUCUCGAAACCGAUCUCAAAAUUGCUGGUCAGAAGCUCGAUAACGAGGCCGACGUCCGCGUCGACGUCGAGCUUUCCAAGGCGGCUCGUCGGGCGACCAGGGAUAAGCUGACCGAAGACCAGCGAGUCGAAGAUUUCCCGACCACGUGGUCGGUCCUGAGGUCGCCCAUGUUUCUCCUGAUGACGUUCUGGACGAUCGCGGUUCAAGGGGAGAUCUUCUUCGUGAUCGGGAUCAUGAACCCGUGGUUGACGUUUCUAGCCGAUGGCGAUACUGAAACAGUAAGUUUUUAUACCAACAUCUUAGCUGUGGCAACUAUAGGAAGUUUGUUCGGGUCGCCUAUUAUGGGUUAUGUCUUCGACCGACGAAAACAACGUUCUGAAAAGUCUCCGAAGAAAGAUGACACAAAAGGACCAUAUGCGGACUUGCGAGAUAGCUGGCUACCACUGGCCGUGGCUUCGGGUACAGCCAUAGUUAUGUCUUUGUUACUGAUGAUCCCUAACCUCCCCGUACAGUUCGGUACCUUCGUCGCACUGACGGCUGUCAGAGCCAUGUUUUAUUCUGCAUCUGCAGCCAUAGUACCAAUAAGUUUUCCCAUGCGAUUUUAUCCGACUGUGUUCGGAGCUACAAACUUCAUCGCUGGUCUAGUCUCCCUUACACAGUAUCCUCUCUUCAUUGUCAUCCAGGAAUCAUUAGGCGGUGAUCCCCGAUGGGUGAUCUUUGGGAUGAUGCUUCUCAACGUGGUUGGUCUGGUGUACCCUAUAUACAUCUAUGUCUACGGAAAUAACCGCGAGAAGCGAUACUUGGAAUCGAGAAGACCAGAAGAAGACCCAACUACAAACGGCACUGCUGCUUAACCCUCUCCCCGUUUUAUUCGACUAAGACCCCGGUUGCACCAACGAGACCGUCACCACACUGACAACCUACGAAAGGUCUCGUAGACUAGUGGUUUAUUUACUUGACCCUCAAUUCGAGGGUCUAGGGUUCGACUCCCCGCAAGGAACGAACACCCUGUGGCAAGGUUUACUUGAUCGCCCUUGU
Messenger RNA from Strongylocentrotus purpuratus (purple sea urchin), 2263 nucleotides. RefSeq names its product solute carrier family 43 member 3-like. NCBI's taxonomy places the organism in Eukaryota, Metazoa, Echinodermata, Echinoidea, Camarodonta, Strongylocentrotidae. The coding region runs from base 100 to 2079 and encodes 659 amino acids. The transcript is spliced from 9 exons. The record is from RefSeq and is a predicted model, not a curated record.